This is a messenger RNA of Phalaenopsis equestris, 832 nucleotides long. RefSeq lists its product as uncharacterized. Gene Ontology annotation, cellular component: mitochondrial ribosome; mitochondrial large ribosomal subunit. The record is from RefSeq and is a predicted model, not a curated record. The transcript is spliced from 3 exons. Bases 1 to 717 code for a protein of 238 amino acids. NCBI's taxonomy places the organism in Eukaryota, Viridiplantae, Streptophyta, Magnoliopsida, Asparagales, Orchidaceae.
AUGUUUCGCAACCUGAGAGCUCUCGUUACCUCCUCCUCCUCCCACUCACUAAUCCAGCGCUUCGCUGUCAGCGGUACAGCAAAGGGCAAGGGUAAGGGCAAAGAUAAAGCUGGGCAGCCCCUCAAGCGCUCAAUUAUCCCCAAGAAGAAGCCAUCCGGUGGCGGCGGUGGUGGCCGGGGGAGCAAAGGGGGCACCCGCUUGGCCGAGUCCUGUCUCAACGCUCCCACCCCUCUACGCUACCUUUCCGCGAAAGAUCGCCAACGCGAGGCCGAGCGCGAGAAGCUCGGCCUCAUCAGCAAACAACGCCAACGAGAGCUUGAACAGGCCAAGCAAAAGGCAACCUCUGCAUCCCAUGACGAGCCCUUCCUCAUGGGCACGCCUGGCCUUGAUUACAUCUCGCUUGGCCUAGUUGACGCUGAUAAGAUCCCGGAGUAUAAGCUCACAAUCGAGGACGGGCGAAGGCUGGCCAAGGAGUACAGCCGCGUGCUGAUGCGGAAGCAUCGUGCUCGUCAGGCGGCGGAGACCACACUUUUGAGGCUUAAGAAGGAGGCAAUAGCUGCGCUGCCAGAAAAGCUGCAGGUGGCGGCGCUUGUGCCGGACUUCACCCCUUUUCCGGCAAAUAGGUUCAUGGCUACCCUCACUCCACCUAUAGAAGGUUACAUUGAGAAGGUCAAGGAGGCUGCAAAGAAGUCCGUUGGGAAGGAGAAAUUGCGAUGAAGGACAGACUCGUUUUCUUUUCCUGUUUAUAGCUGUUCGUUCUCAGUAGAGUAAAAGGCUGAAAACCUCAAAAAGUUGUCUGCCAGACACCUUCUUGUCAAUGGAAGGCCACUGG